CCUCAGCAAAGUUGUUUCCCUUGGCUAACUGGGACGGACGGAUUGUCCAGGGAUUCUAUGGAAGAGAUGUCGGCAGUGAGUGCGGUCAGCACAGCAGUGCCAGCGGCCACCACCCGCACCACCUCUUUCAAGGGUUCCUGUCCAGGUUCCAAGUAUGUGAAACUGAACGUGGGAGGCGCCCUCUACUACACCACCAUGCAGACCCUAACCAAACAAGACACCAUGCUCAAAGCCAUGUUCAGUGGAAGGAUGGAAGUCCUUACAGACAGUGAAGGCUGGAUCCUAAUUGACCGCUGUGGGAAGCACUUUGGCACCAUCCUGAACUACCUCAGAGACGGGGCCGUCCCGCUACCCGACAGUCGCAGGGAGACCGAGGAGCUGCUAGCAGAGGCCAAGUACUACCUGGUCCAGGGUCUGGCAGAUGAGUGUCUCGCUGCUCUACAGAACAAAGACACAUAUGAGCCAUUCUGCAAAGUUCCCCUGGUGACCUCAUCUAAGGAAGAACAGAGGCUAAUAACCAGUGCUAACAAGCCCACUGUCAAACUGUUGUACAACAGAAGCAACAAUAAAUAUUCCUACACCAGCAACUCAGAUGACAACUUGCUGAAGAACAUAGAGUUAUUUGACAAGCUGUCACUGCGGUUCAAUGGCCGAGUUCUCUUCAUCAAAGAUGUGAUCGGAGAUGAGAUCUGCUGCUGGUCUUUUUAUGGCCAGGGACGCAAGAUUGCUGAAGUGUGCUGUACAUCCAUUGUCUACGCCACAGAGAAGAAGCAAACUAAGGUUGAGUUCCCUGAAGCCCGAAUCUAUGAGGAGACCCUGAACAUCCUCCUCUACGAGUCCCAAGAUGGCCGUGGUCCUGACAACGCUCUGCUGGAAGCCACAGGUGGCGCCGCCGGGCGAUCGCACCACCUGGACGAGGACGAGGAGCGGGAGCGCAUCGAGAGGAUCCGCCGGAUCCACAUCAAGCGACCCGACGACCGCACCCACCACCACCAGUGAGAUCACCUGAAGUCGCCAACACACAUUCGCUGCUGGAGAUGAGGUCAAUUUUUUUGCAUUACACACCUCUUGCCACCACUGGCAAUCACACACCACUACCUGCGAGAUCACUGUUAAGACAAAUCUAAUUCCACAAAAUGACCUCACACAUCCAAGGCUACACAUACUGUACUACUAUCAGUAUCGAUAACUUCACUACCUGUCCCAAUCGAAGAACACUUUUAACGUUCCACUUUCACCCCUAUUAUGCCAAAUGGGGUCCUUUACCAGCAGUCCUUUUGAAUAGGGCGUUAAUGUAGGAUUUUAAAUCACUUUAACACUGAAUUGUUACAAAGACCUCUCUACUGAUCGUGCUUUUCAAGGAGUCUUUAUUGUGAUGCAACUGACCAAAAAGUCGAUAUGAACAAAAACUCUUUAGGAACCAAUGAUUAGCUGUGUUCCCGGAAUGUUUUGCUGUGCUACAACUAUCUUGAAAUAUAGAGACUCAUUUCAAACACUAUCUUUCUCAUCGUGCACAAUAUUGCUUUUGGAAAAAUACAGCCCAUAUGGUAUAAGAAACCAUGUUGAUUUUGUUUGGUCCAGCACCAUUGCAGUUGCUAUUUUCAAUAUGAGUAUGAUUUAGGCUUUGUCUAUGCCCAAGUGCUCGAAAAAUAUGGACUUUAAUUUACAUGGCAGUGCCAUGUACAGUAGUUGUGAAUUUUUGCAGUAAAUUGUCAGCAUGAUCAAUGACUCUUUGGUCGUGCAUCAGGCACACGAAAAGCAAUUGUGCUGCAGUGGAGAAGGUUUCAUGUUGCGCAGCUUGUACUGAGCUGUUCGACACCCUUUCUGACCAGCGUUAGGAAUCUAGCAGUUUAUUCAAAUGCUGGAUUCUGUUUUAAGAAUAAAAAAAACUAGUACUUAACACUGGUCCUUCAGGAUAAAAGCUGUAUAUUUUUAGGUUAGCCUUAUUUUCUUUCUCUUUUUUUUUUGUUAUGUUUUGUUGUUUGAUUUUUUGUUUUUGAAUGCACAUCACUUUCAGAGCAGCUACCACUGCAGUCACCCAGUAUGUUCCAGUUCAGUUCAAUGCUUUGCGAUCUGAACCAUGCUGCUAUGGGCUUAAUACUCCGACACCAUUCCUACUUCCAAACCCAGAUCCGUAAUAAGAGUAGCAGUGCUCACAUCACCGAAUAUUGACAUGAAAUAUGAUUAAAAUCUGAUCUACUGUAUUUAGUGGCAUACAAGAUAAUGGUGCCUGAAAGAGUUCUCCCUGCUAUAUGCCUUCAGUUGUCUUGCUUGGCCCCCUCAAGUAGAGGUGGGUUGAACGUGUUGCCUUAUUAGCAGAUUGAGGACACAUAUGUAAAGCAUAAAUAAAUAUGAACUGACUUCAUAACCAGCUUUGCAGACUAUCAAUGGUAUUAGGUCAUUUUUUUGGACUAGUGAUUGUGUACAAGCAUAAAAAAAAGAUAUAUAUUGCAUAUUUCCCAUAUUAAAUCGUUACAUCCAUUCUCCAAAGUUCUUUUUAUUAUCAAUUAGUGGAUCUAAACAUGACUAUUUGCAUGUUAUAUGUUAUAUUUGACUCAAUGACUCCAUUUGACUCUUGGUCACCAACCAAGUACGAAAGUGUAUGCUAGCAUUAUCAAAAGCUUUAUUAGAGACAGUGCCUUAUUCCUUGAUUCACAUUUAUUUUGCCAGCAGAGUCAGACACUCUAAUUUAUGUAUUAUGAAUAUUAUCACUUCAUAUUUAAGGCACCAUGUUUCACCUAAAACUAUGAAUAGUUUCACACAUUUUCCCUAAUAGUAAAAACACAUAAUUCAUUCAAAUGUUUCUGUUUUACUGAGGCAAGUGUGUAAUACAGUAGUAUUCCCCUGAGAUAAUUGACUGCUGAAGACCAUUUCCCGCAGUUAUGGACUAGGAUAAUGGUUAUGGUUAUGCUAUUUAGCGGACACCUUUGUCAUCAAUUGACCUAAUCCCUGUUUUCUCACUAGAUUUGAAUUCACAUUUGAAUUUAGAACUAUUGAACAUAUGAUGUAGUGCAAAUUCUAACCAAAGACUUUGGGUCUGUCAUUUAACAGCCAAAGAUUUUAAUGCAGAGCUGUUGCUGUAGCUGUAGGCGCAAGUAGUCAGAAUGUUACAAUAACUACAAUUGAGACCAGCUGAGGGGCUAGGAUGUGUUCUUGGAGACAUGUCAAAUGUUGAUGUCCUAAUAUUCAAACCACGACAUUCCUUAGUGCCUGAUCCCAUGUAGGUUGUGUGUUGAUUCACUGCUUAGAGAACUAGCAACCAAAAUGAGACCUAGCCCUGUGAUUAUCUAUAUGAAGCCGAAUAGAAGUGACCAGAUUGAGAUUUGUUUGUACUGUGAGGCAUUCCUUUUCCUCAGUGGUUUUAAAUUAAGAACAAAAAUAUUUUAGUGACAUUUUGCAGUAAAACAAUCAUUUCAUGUGAGAUUUGUAUUUGCACAAGAUUGUAUUUACUAGUCUGUAUUUUAUGUUAAUAAAUACAUUAAAUAUUUGUACACAAGUAUGA
Molecule: messenger RNA, 3502 nt
Organism: Sardina pilchardus (European sardine)
Lineage: Eukaryota; Metazoa; Chordata; Actinopteri; Clupeiformes; Clupeidae
Product: BTB/POZ domain-containing adapter for CUL3-mediated RhoA degradation protein 3-like
Exons: 7
Coding region: 58-999 (313 amino acids)
Biological process (GO): protein homooligomerization; negative regulation of Rho protein signal transduction; protein ubiquitination
Cellular component (GO): Cul3-RING ubiquitin ligase complex
Molecular function (GO): ubiquitin-protein transferase activity; protein binding
Source: RefSeq, a predicted model, not a curated record